Podarcis muralis (Common wall lizard) is the source of this 5057-nucleotide messenger RNA. The record is from RefSeq and is a predicted model, not a curated record. Lineage: Eukaryota; Metazoa; Chordata; Lepidosauria; Squamata; Lacertidae.
UCAGGCAGAGGAGAGGAAGCAGGCAGAGAGAAAGCAGGGAAAGAUUAUCUUUGCAGAAACGGGCCUGGAUUCCUCUGAGGCAGAGAAGACUCCAUUGGAGACCAAAGAGAGACCACUGGGUGUCAGAAUGAUGCUGGCAAGAGAUGCUUAUCCAUCUUUGCAUGAAGGCAGAGAAGCAGCAGCUAUGGAACCAGAUCAGGGUCUGGUGUGCUUUGAAGAUGUAGCUGUUCAUUUCACAGAUGAGGAAUGGGAGUUGCUGGAUCCUGACCAAAGAGCUCUGUAUAAGGAAGUAAUGGAGGAGAAUCGUGGGAUCAUGGAUUCUCUUGAUGGUGAUGAAUCAGAAAGGAAGAAUGAGGGAGACCAAAUCUACACAAUGGAGAAGCGGUAUCAAUAUUUGGAGCGUAUAGAAAGCUUCAGAAGAAUUCAUACAGGGGAGAAACCAUAUCAGUGCUUGGAAUGUGGAAAGAGGUUCAUUCGGAAAUCGUAUCUCCGUUCCCAUAAAAGAACUCACAGCGUGGAGAAACCCUAUAAGUGCUUGGAAUGUGGAAAGAGCUUCAUUCGGAAAUCGUAUCUCCGUUCCCAUAAAAGAACUCACAGCGUGGAGAAACCCUAUAAGUGCUUGGAAUGUGGAAAGAGCUUCAGUCAGAAGCAUAAUUUCACUCUUCAUCAAAGAAUUCAUAGUGGAGAGAAACCAUAUCAGUGUUUGGAAUGUGGAAGGAGCUUCACCCGGGAGGACAAUCUGACUUCCCAUCAAAGAAUUCAUACAGGGGAGAAAUUAUAUCAGUGCUUGGAAUGUGGAAAGAGGUUCAGUCAAAGCACCCAUCUCAAAACCCAUCAAAGAAUUCAUACAGGGGAGAAACCAUAUCAGUGUUUGGAAUGUGGAAAGAGCUUCAUCCAGAAAAGUAGUCUCACAGGCCAUAAAAUAAUUCAUACUGGAGAGAAACCAUAUCAGUGUUUGGAAUGUGGAAAGAGCUUCAUCCACAAAGGAAGUCUCACAUCCCAUCAAAAAACUCAUACAGGGGAGAAACCAUAUCAGUGCUUGGAAUGUGGAAAGAGCUUCAUUCGGAAGCAAAUUCUCACUUCCCAUCAAAGAAUUCAUACAGGGGAAAAACCGUAUCAGUGCUUGGAAUGUGGAAAAAGCUUCAAUCAGAAGAGCAGUCUCACUUCACAUGAAAGAAGUCACAGCGAGAAGAAAGCAUAUCAGUGCAUGGAAUGUGGGAAGAGCUUUAGCCGGAAGGAUUGUCUGGCUUCACAUCAAAGAACUCAUACAGGGGAGAAGCCCUUUGAGUGCUUGGAAUGUGGGAAGAGCUUCAUUCAAAGAGCAGGUCUCGUGUCCCAUCAAAGAAUCCAUACAGGGGAGAAGCCCUUUGAGUGCUUGGAAUGUGGGAAGAGCUUCACUCAUAGAGCAGGUCUCAUGCACCAUCAAAGAAUCCAUACAGGGGAGAAGCUGUUUGAGUGCUUGGAAUGUGGGAAGAGCUUCACUCGUCAAGCAUCUCUUAUGCGGCAUCAAAGAAUCCAUACAGGGGAGAAGCCCUUUGAGUGCUUGGAAUGUGGGAAGAGAUUCAGUGAGAGAAUUGUUCUCAUGCGGCAUCAAAGAAUCCAUACAGGGGAGAAGCCCUUUGAGUGCUUGGAAUGUGGGAAGAGAUUCGGUCAGAGAAUUUGUCUCAUGCGGCAUCAAAGAAUCCAUACAGGGGAGAAGCCCUUUGAGUGCUUGGAAUGUGGGAAGAGAUUCAGUCAGAGAGCAGGUCUCAUGCGGCAUCAAAGAAUCCAUACAGGGGAGAAGCCAUUUCAGUGCUUGUAAUGUAGAAAGAGCUUCAGUCGGUACUCCCAUCUCAGUUCGCAUCAAAGAACUCACAGCAAGGACAAACCAUAUCAGUGCAUGGAAUGUGGAAAGAGCUUCGCUUGGAAGGAAAGUCUCACUCCCCAUCAAAGAAUUCAUACAGGGGAGAAACCGUAUGAGUGCUUUGAAUGUAAAAAAAGCUUCACCUGGAAGGAAACUCUAACUUCACAUCAAAGAAUUCAUACAGGGGAGAAACCAUAUCAGUGCUUGGAAUGUGGAAAGAGCUUCAGUCGUAACUCCCAACUCAUUUCCCAUCAAAGAACACACAGUGGAGAGAAACCGUAUCACUGCCUGGAAUGUGGGAAGAGCUUUAGUCAGUGUGCUAUUCUUAGGGUGCAUCAAAGAAUUCAUACGGGUGAGAAGCCAUUUCAGUGUUUGGAAUGUGGAAAGAGCUUCACCCAGAAGUUAAAUCUCAGUUUCCAUCAAAGAAUUCAUACAGGGGAGAAACCAUUUCAGUGCUUGGAAUGUGGAAAGACCUUCAGUCGGAACUCCCAUCUCAAUUCCCAUAAAAGAACUCAUAGCGAAGAGAAACCAUAUCAGUGCAUGGAAUGUGGAAAGAGCUUCACCUGGAAAGAAAGUCUCACAUCCCAUGAAAGAAUUCAUACAAGGGAGAAACCAUAUAAGUGCUUGGAAUGUAGAAAGAGCUUCACCCAGAAGGAAAGUCUUGCAGCCCAUCAAAGAAUUAAUACAAUUGAGAAUCCAUAUCAGUGCACUGAAUGUGGAAAGAGCUUCAGUCAGAGUUCCAACCUCAUGUCCCAUCAAAGAAUUCAUACAGGGGAGAAACCUUAUCAGUGCUUGGAAUGUGGAAAGACCUUCAGUCGGAACUCCCAUCUCAAUUCCCAUAAAAGAACUCAUAGCGAAGAGAAAUCAUAUCAGUGCAUGGAAUGUGGAAAGAGCUUCACCCAGAAGGAAAGUCUCACUUCCCAUGAAAGAAUUCAUACAGGGGAGAAACCAUAUCAGUGCACUGAAUGUGGAAAGAGCUUCAGUCAGAGUUGCAACCUCAUGUCCCAUGAAAGAAUUCAUACAGGGGAGAAGCCUUAUCAGUGCUUGGAAUGUGGAAAGAACUUCAGUCAGAACACCCAUCUCACAGCUCAUCAAAGAAUUCAUACAGGUGAAAAACCAUAUCAGUGCUUGGAAUGUGGAAAGAGCUUCAAUCAGAGGUCCAAUCUCAUGACGCAUGAAAGAAUUCAUACAGGGGAGAAACCAUAUCACUGCUUGCAAUGUGGGAAGAGCUUCAGUCAGCGAGUCAAUCUCACUUCACAUCAAAGAAUGCAUACCAGGACAAUCGUAGAAUCAUAGAAACGUAGAAUUCUGUAGUUGGAAGGGGCUCCAAGGGCCAUCUAUCCCAACCUCCCACAAUGCUGUAAUUUAAACUGACAGAUAGCCAUCCAACCUCCGCUUAAAAACCUGCAAAGAAGGAGAAUCCACCGUCUUCCAAGGAGUCGGUUCCACUGUCAAACACCUCCUACUCUCAGAAGGUUCUACCUGACGUUUACUCAGAACCUCAUUUUUUUGUAACUUGAAGCCAUUGAUAGGGCCCUACCCUCCAGAGCAGGAAAAUAUGAGCUAGCCCCACCUUCAAUGUGGCAGCCGUUUCAAUAUUUCAAGAUAGCUAUCAGACUUUCUCUCAAUCUCCUCUUUUCCAGGCUUAACAUAUUGAAUCCAGCUAUUCCUCAUGACUUUGUUUUUCUGAGCCUUGAUCAUCAUGGUCACCCUCCUCUGCACAUGCUACAGCUUGUCAAUAUUCUUCUUAACUUGUGGUGCCCAAAACUGGACAUAGAAUUCUAGGUGGAGUCUGACCAAGUUAGAUUCGAGCAUGACGUCCUUCUAUCCAGGCACUAUACUUCUGUUGAUGCAGCCCAGAAUAGCAUUUUCUUUUCUUUUUCGUUUGCUGGUGCUGCAUCUCACUGCUGAAUAAGGGAAGUGAGAGUGGAAGAAUAAAAAGCCUUGGAGUGGCACAUGGGUAUUCUAUCCAUGGGAAACACCACUGCACCAGCUGGAGGACUUCUCUAGCACCCAGAUCCCCAGUUCUCAGGAAGGGGAUCAGCAACAUGGAGAAGGACCACGGAGUGGUCAAGACCACAGCUAGAGACCCUGCCGUGGAAGCAGAACAUACAAGUUGUCUCAGCAGUGGCCUGGAGUUACCAACGGAUCUGGCUUGCUAUUUGGUGACUUGAGGUCCCACCCCCUGAAUGCUACACCUGGGCAGGUCAAGGGCCAGUGACUCCUCAUUGCUUUUCCCCUAUCACUUUCCACUUUAGCUAUGUCACACAUCCAUCGCUUUAUACAAGUUAUAUAAUAAGUUUAAAGUCUGAAGUUAAUUUGUUAAAAGUUAUGAAAAUCUAAUGAAAUUUUUAGGGAAGAAAGAAAGAAAGAAAGGUGUCUGAUCAUGGCUCUUUCAGACCUUGCCUACUGUGCAAAGCUAACAUUUACAUUCAUUGCUCCACCUACUUUUAUCUCUGGUCCUGCCCAUCACUCACAUGUGGCCCCUGGAAGGUUCCUCAGAAGGGAAUGUGGCUCUUGGGCUGAGAAAGGAAUGGAAGAGAAAAGGCUAGGCAGGCUGGCUAGCUGUCUGGCCGUUAACCCCCUACUGCCAAUGAAGACUGAAUCAGAAUGCUGGUCCAUGCAGCCCAAUGGAGUCCGCUAUGGCAGGAAGCAGCUCUCCAGGGUCUUGGGCAAAGAGAGGUCUACCCCAGCACUGUCCUAUGAUGCUCUUCACUGGAGGUGCAGGGGGACCUACCAUUGGGAGAAGCAGAAAGCGAGCUUGCUCCAUCUUCCAUGCAACAACCCUUUAAGGUGAGUCUCAUAUCACCUCUCAGCUUUCUCUCAGGCCAAACCUCCUCAGCUCCUUCAACUGUUCCUCACAAGGGUCUGAACUGGCAGUGACUUGCCAGAAAUGAGAGCACAACAUAAGAACCUAGAGGGAGCCUGCUGGAUCAGGCCAGUGGCCCAUGCAGACCAGCAUCAUGUCCUCGCAGUGUCCAACCAGAUGUCCAUAAGGGGAAACCCGCAAGCGGAACACAAGCGCACCCCUCCCUCCUGUGGUUUCCAGCAAUAGUAUUCAGAAGCAUCAUUGCCACUGACUGUUUGACGCCAGGAAAGUCCUCCUUCACACAGCAGAGAGUUAAACCAUGGAACUGUCUUGCCCAGGAAACCCAGCCAGAUAGACAGGGUAUAAAUAAUAAAUUUUAUUUAUAUUAUUAUUAUUAGCUUCUUC